Messenger RNA from Miniopterus natalensis, 669 nucleotides. NCBI's taxonomy places the organism in Eukaryota, Metazoa, Chordata, Mammalia, Chiroptera, Miniopteridae. The record is from RefSeq and is a predicted model, not a curated record.
AUGUUGGUGCUAGCCUGCUCUACCAAAUUACUGACACUGGAAAAAAUGCUGAAGAGUCAUUUUCCUGAAUCACUCAAGGUGUACGGAGCGGUGAUGAACAUAAACCGGGGGAAUCCCUUUCAAAAGGAAGUGGUGUUGGAUUCGUGGCCAGACUUCAAAGCUGUUAUCACUCAGCGGCAGAAAGAGGCUGAGACAGAUAACCUGGACCAUUACACGAACGCCUAUGCCGUGUUCUACAAGGACGUCGCAGCUUACCGGCGGCUGCUGGAGGAGCGUGAUGUUAUCAACUGGGACCAGGUUUUUCAAAUACAAGGGCUGCAGAGUGAGUUAUAUGACAUUUCCAGAGCUGUCGCCACCUCGAAGCAGGUGGAUGUGAAGCUAACUUCCUUCAAGGCGGUUCGACUUUCUCCUGGUUCAGCUCUGCCAGACACCAGUUUCCUGUAUGUAAACCAAGUUUCUGUGUUUGGGAUGGGGCUUCCUGCUAUAGAAAUACCAAGAGUGGCAUCUGGAGCACUAAGCCCCUUCCUGGGAAACACUUUGAUUAUGACCAAAGUGAACACAGGUGACUGUGGCAGGCAGUUAGACAGACAUGAGCAGAGCAAGGACGAACGGCCAGGAACAGGUCACCAGCGUGGAAAGCCCCAGAUUUCUAGCAAGCGACAAUUAUAG